ACAGCUUACAGUGCAAAUGAUGCAGAAUCCACGGAUUUUGGCAGCGUUACAGGAGCGACUUGAUGGGCUUGUAGGAAACCCAUCUGGUUAUAUAGAAAGCUUGCCUAAAAUUGUGAAGAAGCGCGUAAAUGCUUUAAAGAACCUCCAGGUGAAAUGUGCGCAUAUAGAAGCUAAGUUCUAUGCAGAGGUUCAUGAAUUGCAACGAAAGUAUGCUGCUCUCUACCAACCCCAUUUUGACAAGCGGAGUGACAUUAUCAAUGCUGUCUUUGAGCCCACAGAGGAUGAAUGCAAAUGGCAAGGAGAUGAGGAGGAAGAGUUAUCAGAUGAAGUGAAAGAAAAGGUUAAAGUGGAGGAAGAGAAAAAAGAUGAAGAAAAAGAGGAACCAAAGGGAAUUCCAGAAUUUUGGCUGACAGUCUUCAAGAAUGUUGAUUUGCUCAGUGACAUGAUACAGGAACAUGAUGAACCUAUCUUAAAGCAUUUGAAAGACUUGAAGGUGAAAUUUUCAGACCCAGAACAGCCAAUGAGUUUUACUUUGGAAUUUAAAUUUGAGCCAAAUGAAUAUUUCACAAAUGAAAUACUCACAAAGACGUACAAAAUGAGGUCACAGCCUGAUGAGUCAGACCCUUUCUCUUUUGAUGGACCAGAAAUUAUGGGAUGCACAGGAUGCCAGAUUGACUGGAAGAAGGGAAAGAACAUCACAAUGAAAACCAUUAAAAAGAAACAGAAGCAUAAGGGUCGUGGCACUGUUAGAACUGUUACAAAGACUGUCCCAAAUGACUCUUUCUUCAAUUUCUUUUCACCCCCUGAAGUUCCAGAGAAUGGAGAGCUGGACGAAGAUUCAGAGGCAAUACUUGCUGCUGACUUUGAAAUUGGUCAUUUCUUGCAUGAACGCAUCAUUCCACGGGCAGUGUUGUACUUCACAGGAGAAGCUAUUGAAGAUGACGAUGAUGAUUACGAUGAGGAGGGUGAAGAGGCAGAUGAUGAGGAAGGGGAGGAAGAAGCAGAUGAAGAAAAUGACCCUGAUUAUGACCCCAAGGUUUAAAUGAUGGCUAGAAAUUACCCUACCCCUGGUAGUAUCUGCUUAAUUGAUCACGGUCACUGAAAACAAUAUUUCACUCAGUCGACUGGAAACUCACAGCUGUAAAUCAAGCACUUGAGGCUCCUCUCUAAACUUUUUGAGUUUGUUGUUUGUCAUUUAUCACCAUCCUCAGCUUUGCAUUGCCAUGUAAGUUAUCCUGGUUAACUACUUUAACAGUAAUCUAAAUUUUAAGCAUCAGUUGGUGAUUUCCAAGUUCAGAAUUGUGUUGCAUGGUUUAAAAAAAUGAUUUGCUGACUUGCAAAUUAGAAUCUUGUAAUUGAUAGCAAUGGCUUGUUGAGUAUUAGAUCCCAGAUCGGAUCAUUAAAUAUAUGUUGCAAUCUGA
Messenger RNA from Rhincodon typus (whale shark), 1421 nucleotides. It is a transcript of the gene nap1l1, whose product is annotated as nucleosome assembly protein 1-like 1. The coding region runs from base 17 to 1042 and encodes 341 amino acids. Gene Ontology annotation, cellular component: chromatin; nucleus. Gene Ontology annotation, biological process: nucleosome assembly. The transcript has 13 exons. The record is from RefSeq and is a predicted model, not a curated record. Lineage: Eukaryota; Metazoa; Chordata; Chondrichthyes; Orectolobiformes; Rhincodontidae. Gene Ontology annotation, molecular function: chromatin binding; histone binding.